Molecule: messenger RNA, 831 nt
Organism: Opisthorchis viverrini
Lineage: Eukaryota; Metazoa; Platyhelminthes; Trematoda; Opisthorchiida; Opisthorchiidae
Exons: 3
Source: RefSeq, a predicted model, not a curated record
GCCUGUCAUGAUACAGAGGAGUUGGUUAUUGAUGGAAAAUAUUUGGAACUGAUAGACAAGUCAUCUUCAAAAAGUUUGAGCGACCGUAAAGUCAUUCCUGGAUUAUCUCUUGAGGUGAAAUCCACCCAGCUGGGAACAACUAAGCCAGAUGCCUUACUUUUCACGAUAUCCGUGACGAUUGAUAAAAAUGUCAAAGUUCCCCAUAUUACACUGACUGUGGAUAAAGAAAUAAUUCAAAGACAAGCGAAAAAGGAUCUUCUGCGACGACGACAACUGACACCACACAGAAUGGACGUGCGACGCUAUCCAAUUCACUUUUCGCCACGACCACCGAUGGGACGUGUUAAGCAUGACAAGAAGGAUUCUGUCGAACGGCGGCUGCGUUGUAGUGACUCUGUUAUCGUGGUUCCAACUGAAUCGGGCUCUAUCAGAAUUCCUUCUUGCAUGCCUAAAAUCAGCACAGUCGUGAAAAUCCGCGUAGCCCCUACCCAUUCAGUUUUGGUCAUCGAAUUGGAUGAGCGUGCCAUUCCAGAAUCUGUUCACGUCUACUGUGACCUCAAGCAGGAGAUUGUGCGUUUGGUGUAUGACCGAGCCUUUGUGGUCAACAAACUGAAUUCUUUUUAUCAGCAAAUAGUGAGCAAUGGACAUCCAUGGUGGGAAGACGAGCAAUCACAGCAGUACGAACUGACGACCCAUGUCGAACAUCCUUUCAAAUUCUCCACCCGGGAUUAUGUACUAUCAAUGGCACGUGUUAAACAAAACGAACGAACUGUGUUGAUUACCGUCCCACUUAAUGAUUCUAACAUAAACAUUAAUGUUGAUUAACCCAAU